Molecule: messenger RNA, 897 nt
Organism: Ostertagia ostertagi
Lineage: Eukaryota; Metazoa; Nematoda; Chromadorea; Rhabditida; Trichostrongylidae
Source: the annotation of a GenBank genome assembly
AUGUUCCGUACUGUGAUCGGUCGCAUUGCUGCAAGUGCUGCCGGACUGCAAGUAUGUGCAGCUGGUGUUGCUCUCACCGACAAGGAGCUUUCGAAAAAGCCGGAAUGGUACCGGAAGGAUGUGCUCGCUUUAGAAGAUUCGCUGAAGAAGCUUGGCCGACAUGGUUUCAAUACUUCUCAAUCAGCUGUGAACGAUGCCUACGAAACUUUAAAAAAAUAUUCUCACAUUUCUAAUGUUGAAGUUCACUGGCGAAUGGCUAGAGCACUUCUUGAGAAAUCUUAUUUCACUAAAAGUCCAACUGAAAGGGCGCAUUUAGUUCACGAGGUAUGUUACUGCUUGAUUGUUUUCUUCUGGAGCUGUUAUAUUUUGACACGUAAGACAAGCCGAAUUAUAGUACGUUCUGAAAUUUUUAGGCCAAGGAUUGCGCAAAGAAGGCUCUAUCCUUCGAAACCGAAAAGCCAAGCGCCGGAGCGCACAAAUGAUUGUUUUAUGUAUGCGAUCGCCCUUUCCAACUUGGAAGAAAUCGAUCCUAAGGCCGAUCACUCGGCGGAAAUUCUGAAGCAUUUGGAACAUGCCGCUAGCAUCGAUAAGGAGGACGCCUAUACAGUGUUCCUGUUGGGUGUUGCUCAUUACAAGAAGAAAAAUUACUCAGAAGCCCUCUCUCAAUUCCAGAAAGCCGAAACCAUGAGGAAGCAUUUCUCAUCGAGCAACCUGUAUUAUAUGGGCAUGGCUUACCACUCUUCUGGAAACAAAGAGGAAGCAAUCAAACAUUUCAUCGCUUCGUACAAAGUCCGCCCUAAGAAUGAGCACGAACUCAAGUCACGUGCUCUGGCGAAAACAAAAAUGCUACUGAAGCUGAAAGUGGAUCAAAAAGACUACGAAGUGGAAGAAUACUGA